Molecule: messenger RNA, 468 nt
Organism: Saprolegnia parasitica CBS 223.65
Lineage: Eukaryota; Oomycota; Saprolegniomycetes; Saprolegniales; Saprolegniaceae
Exons: 1
Coding region: 1-468 (155 amino acids)
Source: RefSeq, a predicted model, not a curated record
AUGUCGUCGAUUGAUGCGCGUCUUGCGGAACUCGGGUACGUCCUCCCGGAGGUGACGACGCCCAAGGGCAACUACAAGCUUGCGGUGCGCUCGGGCAACCAGAUCUUCACGGCUGGCCACAUCCCGACGAACGCCAACGGCGAGCUCAUCACGGGCAAGGUCGGCCAGGACGUCACGAUCGAAGCUGCGUACGAGGCUGCGCACUUUGUGGCGCUCUCGCUCCUCGCGACGAUCAAGGCGGAGCUCGGCGGCGACCUCAGCAAGGUCAAGCGCAUCGUCAAGACGAUGGGCUUUGUCAACUGCGUCGAUGGCUUUGCGCAACAGGCGUCGGUGAUUAACGGCUGCUCCGACACGUUCGCCAAGGUCUUUGGUGACCACGGCGUCGGCGCCCGCUCGGCUGUCGGCACGAACGCGCUCCCGCUCAAUGUCCCCGUCGAGAUUGAGAUCAUUGUUGAGAUUGAGGCGUAA